Danio aesculapii is the source of this 1854-nucleotide messenger RNA. RefSeq lists its product as uncharacterized. Bases 47 to 1813 code for a protein of 588 amino acids. The transcript has 3 exons. The record is from RefSeq and is a predicted model, not a curated record. Lineage: Eukaryota; Metazoa; Chordata; Actinopteri; Cypriniformes; Danionidae.
ACUGUUUAACAUACACAUCAUCAACUGUUUAAAGGAAAAACUAAUUAUGAAUAAAAUGUCCCCGGAGCAGGAGACCCCGCAAGUGAAGUCUGUUAUACUCUACAGUAUGCAGAGACAGAAGAUAAGACUCUACAUCAGCAGAAUGAUGAAGAGGAAGACGAAGAAGACAUCAGUCGGAGUACCUGGGCAUCUCCUGCUCCGGGUACUGACCUGGACUGACAUAAAGAUGCCGAACCCACAUUCUGUUUUACUGGACGACUCUGAACGAACUGCGAUAUUGAAGAUUGAGGACUUCAAGAAGUUGAGCAAUAAAAUGAGAUCAGCAGAAUUCAUAAUCAAAGGAUUUGAGCCUACAAAAAGUCCUGUUUAUAUAAAAUCAUCUUACAAUCAACUUUUUAAUAAAUAUUUAAACAUACUCAAUAUAGAUUUAGAUAAAUCAGAUCAAUUUGCUUUUUUCAUUUUAAUUAAAAAAGAUGGCUCAGUUGACACAGAUGAUUGUAAACGGAUAUCAAAUAAAAAAAAACCCCAAAAACACAGCGAGGACUGGAUCAUUGACAAACUAAAUCAAAUUCUUAACAGAAAGGAUUGUCCUUAUAAAGAAGUCAUGAUAUUUUCAUAUAACAGCCCAUGCUUAAAAAGGCCUGAAUGUCAGUCUUGCAUGAAUCAAUUAAUCGCUUUAGCAAAACAGCUCUAUGAAAAGCAUGGGAUGAGAAUGAUUAUUGGCUUUUAUAAACCCUAUGGUAUAGAUGGCCCUUAUGUAAAUUAUUUGCCUGAUAAGCCAUUUAAAAAAUGUACUUUUCAUUUUCAAACACCGAGAGGUAAAAAUACAAUAACCCAAGAAAAUACAAUGAAUAGUUCUAACAAAAUAACUGCAGAUAAGAUAAUCAUCGAGAAGGAAUUACUACAACCAGUUUAUGAAAUAAUUAUUCCACAAGUACAAAAUCUGACAUUUCUUUUAAUCAACAAUAAACAUAAGCCAUCUUAUAAUCUUUCAACAUUUAAAUCUCAGUUACAAAAUACAAAAAACAUACAAAAAUUGCAUUCAAUUGUACAAGAAUUAUUUAGAUUCAAAUUAAACUCUGAAAAUACAAUGGAUGGUUUUAAAAAGCAUGGGCGAGAAAAGUUUUGUAAAUGUAUGAAUGAAAUUUCUAAACUUUAUAUUACUGAUCAUGAUGCUAAUUUAUCUGAUCAUUUAAUUACUGAUCAUGAUGCUAAUUUAUCUGAUCAUUUAAUUACUGAUCAUGAUGCUAAUUUAUCUGAUCAUUUAAUUACUGAUCAUGAUGCUAAUUUAUCUGAUCAUUUAAUUACUGAUCAUGAUGCUAAUUUAUCUGAUUUAAUUACUGAUCAUGAUGCUAAUUUAUCUGAUUUAAUUACUGAUCAUGAUGCUAAUUUAUCUGAUCAUUUAAUUACUGAUCAUGAUGCUAAUUUAUCUGAUCAUUUAAUUACUGAUCAUGAUGCUAAUUUAUCUGAUCAUUUAAUUACUGAUCAUGAUGCUAAUUUAUCUGAUUUAAUUACUGAUCAUGAUGCUAAUUUAUCUGAUUUAAUUACUGAUCAUAAUGCAAAUUUAUCUGAUUAUUUCAUUGACAACUAUAUUAGAAAUUUACAUAGCAGAUUCUUAAGUCAGAUCUCCAAAUAUCUGCUGAAUGUUUUCUUUCCUUGGUGGGCUGAGAUAGUGGAGUAUUCAUCCAGCGAGUUUCUAAAGAAGCAAGUCAGUUUGCAUCUACAAGAAAGUGCUGUUUGCCAUUUACUGAAAAUCAUGAAAGAAAUGGAACAUUAUUGUGUUAUUGGGUAUGUCAAAAAGGAGAACAUAUAAAAUAUAUAAUGUUAUUGAAAUAAACAUUUUUACUAUGAGAA